UCUCACUCUCUUUAUCCUCCAUUAUCUACCUCCUCAACAAUAACAAACUGAACGACCCUCACGUGUACCCUUACGAAGCACCUUAAUCUACAUUUAAGAAUACCAAUAGACACGAAAUACCCAGAGACACGGGAAAAGAACUUUACGAGAGACAAAAAAAAUGUCGGACGAUGACUUCAUGCAAGAUUCUGGCGACGAAGAGUACGACUUCGAAUACGAAGAUGCGGAUGAUGAUGAGUUGGGAGACAUCGGGAUCGAGAAUAAAUACUACAAUGCCAAACAGAUGAAGGUAGACAACCCGGAGGAGGCGAUCGAUGAGUUCCUGGAAGUACCGGCUCUGGAGCAGGAGAAAGGCGAUUGGGGUUUUAAAGGGCUCAAGCAAGCAAUCAAACUGGAAUUCAAACUCGGACGAUAUAGCGAUGCGGUUGAACACUACAGAGAACUCCUUACUUAUGUCAAAUCGGCCGUCACACGAAACUAUUCCGAAAAAUCGAUCAACAACAUGCUGGAUUACAUUGAGAAAGGCUCGGACGACGACAAGGCCUACCAGUGCAUGGAAGAGUUCUAUUCGUUGACGCUACAUUCUUUCCAAAACACGAACAACGAGCGUUUGUGGCUGAAGACCAAUAUCAAACUGGCCCGCCUAUGGCUAGAACGCAAGGAGUACGGUCAACUGAGCAAGAAGGUGCGGGAGUUGCAUCGGGCAUGUCAACGGGAAGACGGGUCCGAUGAUCCCAGCAAAGGGACGUACCUACUGGAGUUAUACGCGCUGGAAAUACAAAUGUAUGCCGAGACCAAGAACAACAAACGGCUCAAGGCCCUGUAUCAGCGUGCGCUGCGCGUGCGGUCGGCUGUGCCACACCCUAAGAUCAUGGGCAUUAUCCGGGAAUGCGGAGGAAAGAUGCACAUGAGCGAGGAAAACUGGGAAGAGGCGCAGAGCGAUUUCUUUGAGUCAUUCCGCAACUACGACGAGGCGGGUUCGAUGCAACGUAUCCAGGUUCUGAAGUAUCUGGUGCUGACCACCAUGUUGAUGAAAUCCGACAUCAACCCCUUCCAUUCGCAAGAAACCAAGCCAUACAAGAGCGACCCCCGCAUCUCGGCUAUGACCGACCUCGUGGAUGCCUUCCAGCGAGAUGAUAUUCACGCAUAUGAAGCGGUUCUGAGCAAAAACCCGGAUGUCCUGGCGGAUCCGUUCAUCGCGGAGAAUAUCGACGAGGUCAGCCGAAACAUGCGAACCAAGGCCGUCCUCAAGCUGAUCGCCCCUUACACGAGGUUUACGCUGGCAUUUAUCUCCAAGCACAUUAAAAUCUCCAUCCCCGAGGUGCAGGACAUUCUGAGUUUCCUGAUCUUGGACAAGAAACUCAACGCGAAAAUUGACCAAGAAAAUGGAGCGGUUGUAGUGGAAAGCGCUAGUGACGUGGAUCGACUGCGGUCCCUUGAGGAGUGGAACGCAUCGCUUCGGACGCUUUGGCGGGCCACAUUAAAUGAUGGGGAAGGGUUCAGAACGGACGACACCUCUCAACUUCACGGGAUGAGAGGAGGAUCCCUCUUCCAAUCGGGAUUCGGCGACGAAGCACCACCUGCAGUGAGUUUACGUACUGGGCGCCGAUUACGGAGUGGGUGGAAGGGCAAAGGCUCAGGACACGGGAACAAGACUACUGCUACAGGUGCAGGCGGAUAUUAGGUGGAGGGGGUGUUAGUGUGUGUGUGUGUGUGUGUGUAUACGGAGUAUGUGUGACUGUGCAGGCAGUCUGUGGGCGUGGAAAGGAACAGACGUAAUCCUAGUUUACUGCAGAGUCUAAUAAUAAAAGAAACAUGAAAGAUGGGAAAGCACACGAACAAUCAAUCACUCCACCAAUCCAUUAGCUAUUUGUUUGAUUUAAACUGAGUGGCACUGCAACAAUCCCACAUACAUACAUGCACUUGCCAGCAAAGGAAAACAAGAAUCAAGUAAAAUAUGCAAAAAUGAAAUCCAAAAACUGAAAUUUCAACCAGGGACCAAAGGACACGCAAAAGAAAAUUCUGCAUGAUGCAUCUACUAAAGAGACAAAGUCAGGAGGAUCCAGCUUCAUCACUCAUCACCGUAACCAUCAUCCAUAGCUUUGCAGGAUGCAUUACUCCUCGGCGGUUCACGAUAGGACCAAAUCACCAGUUGUAGGAAGCCCAUGGUCCACACCUCUAGGGAGGGGGAUCCACAGAGACAACAUCCGCUGUGGGGACCCGAAUCCCACCUUCUCUCGGCGUUAGAAUGCCGUGUCGGUCGAAAUUGAACGAAGAGAAGAACGGAAGAAAAGAAAGGAGAAGCAGGUAGACCAAUA
Messenger RNA from Aspergillus alliaceus, 2318 nucleotides. Its product is annotated as putative COP9 signalosome subunit 2 (CsnB). The transcript has 4 exons. Gene Ontology annotation, cellular component: COP9 signalosome. Gene Ontology annotation, molecular function: protein binding. Lineage: Eukaryota; Fungi; Ascomycota; Eurotiomycetes; Eurotiales; Aspergillaceae. The coding region runs from base 161 to 1684 and encodes 507 amino acids. The record is from RefSeq and is a predicted model, not a curated record. Gene Ontology annotation, biological process: protein deneddylation.